Molecule: messenger RNA, 2662 nt
Organism: Gavialis gangeticus (Gharial)
Lineage: Eukaryota; Metazoa; Chordata; Crocodylia; Gavialidae
Gene: NSUN3
Product: NOP2/Sun RNA methyltransferase family member 3
Exons: 6
Coding region: 15-1049 (344 amino acids)
Biological process (GO): rRNA methylation
Cellular component (GO): mitochondrial large ribosomal subunit
Molecular function (GO): methyltransferase activity
Source: RefSeq, a predicted model, not a curated record
CCCCGCCCGGCGCCAUGCGGCUGCCGCGCUGCUUACUUGGAGCGGCCCGGGGGCAGCUGGAAAAUAAAUCCAAAGGAAAGCCUCGAAAGCAGAUAUGCCAAGUUGUUCUGCAUCAUUUUGAAGAGCAGUACACAAAGGAAUUGGGAGAUACGUGGAUCAAAAUCAGGGACGUGGUCACAUCACCACUGUUCUGGCAAUAUGGUGUCCUACUGAAUAAAUUCAGCUAUUCCUCAGAGCUGGAGAACAACUUGCAUCUGAAGGGGUAUUAUAAUCUCUUUCAAAAAACCUUGCCUCAUCUUAAGGGAUCAUUGAAAUGUUACAUCAGUAGAAUUCCUGGGAGAUUCCCUGCACAAAAGCACCAGAUUGGUAAACUGAAGGAAUAUUAUCUGUUGAAUGCUGCUUCACUCCUGCCAGUGCUGGCACUGGACAUAAAGGAUGGGGAAGAGGUUCUGGAUAUGUGUGCUGCUCCUGGGGGUAAAUCAAUAGCUAUGCUACAGUGUGCCUAUCCAGGUCAUUUUCACUGUAAUGAGUAUGAUAUUUUGAGAUCAAGGUGGUUGAAACAGACACUAGAAUCCUUCAUCCCCGAAUCCUUGCUGAAUAUAAUUACUGUCUCUGAAUUGGAUGGGAGACAGAUUGGAGAUCUCCAUCCUGAAUCGUAUGAUAAGAUAUUGGUUGAUGCCCCCUGCUCAGAUGACAGAAAUUGGUUGUUUUCAUCGGAUGUACAUCAGGCAAGGCUUAGACUAAUUCAGAGGAAGGUGUCAUCUGCUGUACAGAUACAGCUGCUAAGGUCUGCUGUUAAAGCCUUGCGUCCUGGAGGAACACUGGUCUAUUCUACAUGCACCCUCUCAAAGGCAGAAAACAGUGACGUCACAACCCAAAUCCUAAACUCCUGCAGCAAUAUUCUGCCUGUAGACAUAAGAGAAAUGGCCAGUAACAUUUCCCAGGAGUUCACUCUUGCCAGCAAUGUCCAGCAAUACGAACUCUUAGUCCUCCCAGAACGGGGGAAAGCGUGGGGACCAAUGUAUAUAGCUAAACUAAAGAAAACUUAGUGUGUGCGCUUUGUAUGAGCCUUUUGUAAGUCACGUUGACAACUUUUUCUAAACACAUACGAUUGUAUGUAUAUGAACUGUAGCAAAUGUUAACAAGGCAGCGUGGGCUAAGUAGCUUAGAUUUAGAGCUGUGAAAGAAUACCCCAGACAUCCUGAAACGUGAAAUUUGAGAUUUAAUUGGGGAAUGGGGCAAUACUCGGAUAUGGUCUGAGCCUGCAACUGGUUCUGUCCAGCAGAGACUGCUGGAAUUAUGUGAGGUCUUGCAAGGUGGUGGCAAGACUUUGUUUUAUGAGGUAUAAUUGUAAAAUGGAGUCCUUUCUUGAGUGCUUCCUAAAGUACUAUAGUUGAUAGGAUUUCUCCCUUUUCCCCUGAACCCCGCCCUUUAAAUGCAACACAUUUUCAAAAUAAAUUGCUAUGAAAAAUGCUCUGCAUAAGAAUUGCUGGCUUGAAUGACCAUUUCCUAAGCAUCCCAACUUUAGCGGGUUUUUUAUUAUUUCCAAAUGUGCCUACAUGUCUCUGAUUAUCUAUAAGAGCUCAUUUGUAUGCAGAACCUGGCUUUUUAAGCAGGGACUAUUCUAAGCUCCAGCAAAACAGGUUUCUUAUUUGCCAAGUUGUUUACUGGUAAGAACUGUCUUCUAUUUACUGCAAAGGUCAGCAACUAUAUUGACAUGAGCUUUCUUCUCUCUCUCUUUUUUUUGCAGAUUAUCAAAAUAUAAACUGAAAGGGUAAAUUAUGUUGAAAAGCCCCUAAAACAGUAGAUUUGCAGACAUGUGUUUAGCUUUGACAUUAAGUUUGUGGAAUAAUACAUCUAUUGAGCAAGCUACAGAGCAAGGACUCGAAACAAAACCUAAAUGAUUAAUAACUGCAUGGUAUUCAGAGAGUUUUGUUACAUAACUGCAGUCACAAUGAGCAAUACAGACAAUCCUGAGAAAUGGCUUAUUCACUGGGUCAUGAAAUAUUAUGAGAAUUGGUGAUGGCAUAGCUGUAGUGGACAAGGAAAGAAAAUCCCAAUGAGAUCAUAUAGUAAUGUUGAUGUGCCAGAGCUCCAGCUCUGUGUCAGGUGCUCUCCUAUUCCACAUCCAUAUACACAGGAUGCCACCUUCUGUAGUGGAGGCAUGGCCCUCUUCCUUGGAUCUCUCAAGUUCACUGGCAGAAGCAGGACACUGACAGCCCUCAUCCCCCUCCUUUACCUGUGGCAGGUUAAGGUGGUUUUGAUAUCUUGCAGCAUACCUUGUAGCUGCGUGACAGGGUUGAUGGCAUAGUUUUAAGAAUGGGUUAGACCAGGACUUAUAUGGGAUGCCUUGAGCAGGGGAUUGAACUAGUUGACCUCUGGAGGUCCUUUUCAACCCUAUUUUUCCAAGAUUCUGUGAUUCUAAUGCAGCCCUUUUGACAAUUCUGAUUAUAAAGGGUCAAAGGCAAGUUGCUGUUUAAAAAUUACUUUAAAAUACUAUUUAGGCCUCUGCCACCAUUGAACCCACUAGUGUCUGUGAGCUUAUUCAAAAUCUUUCUAUUUAAAGUGUUUUUUUCUUUCCAAUUUUGCAAUCUGAAAAGGCCCCCACAAACAGGGGAGAUCAAGUGAUUAUUCUGGGAGAAGACUAGAACUGGAAAAUGGA